Molecule: messenger RNA, 1896 nt
Organism: Passer domesticus (house sparrow)
Lineage: Eukaryota; Metazoa; Chordata; Aves; Passeriformes; Passeridae
Gene: DYNC2LI1
Product: dynein cytoplasmic 2 light intermediate chain 1
Exons: 13
Coding region: 285-1373 (362 amino acids)
Biological process (GO): intraciliary retrograde transport; intraciliary transport involved in cilium assembly
Cellular component (GO): cytoplasmic dynein complex; ciliary basal body; axoneme
Molecular function (GO): dynein heavy chain binding
Source: RefSeq, a predicted model, not a curated record
CACGGGGAGCCCUCCCGGCACGCCGAGCGCCGCUCCGGAGCUCUCCCGAGCCCUCCGAGCCGUGCCCGGCUCCGGAGGCGGCCGCGGGCUCCCGAGGAAAGCCUGGCACGCCGCACGCCUUCAGAGGAGCCCCGCACCGCUGGGGGCUGCCCGGGGACGGGCGGCGUGACCGUCCCUGGAGGUGGCACUGUCACCGCUGGACUUGGUGGUGUCCGGUCACAGGUUGGACUGGAUGAUCUCAGGGGUCUUUUCCAGCCUAAUCGAUUUUGUGAUUCUGUGGUUGAAUGUACUCCAAGCAAAGCCUCCCGCUGUACAACUGUGAUACUUUAUGGGAUCUUGCUAUAGCUGAAGUGGAGAAGAGAGAAAAUCCUGAUGAUGAUGAUGUCAAGCCAGGGGAAGUUUGGGAAAAAUCAAUAUUAUUUAUGGGAAACAAAAACGGGGGAAAGACCACUAUCAUACUGAGAUGCCUUGAGAGGGAAGAGUCUCCAAAGCCAACAUUAGCUUUGGAAUAUACUUUUGGAAGAAGAGCAAGGAGACACAAUACACCUAAAGAUGUAGCUCAUUUUUGGGAAUUAGGUGGUGGAACCUCAUUAGUGGAACUCAUUCGAAUACCAAUCACUAGCCACAACAUAAGGUCAUUUGCUGUGGUUCUGGUACUGGAUCUCUCCAAACCUAAUGAGCUCUGGACUACUAUGGAAAGUCUUCUGCAGGUCACCAGAAGCCACGUGAACAAAAUUUUAACCAAACUAGAAAAGACAAACCCUGAAGUAGCUGCUGAAAUUAAACAGAGAAUGUGGAACAAUCUGCAGAGGGAUCACCCUGACAGUGCAUUAGUUGACCCUUUUCCAAUACCCUUGGUGAUAAUUGGAAGCAAAUACGAUAUUUUUAAUGAGUUUGACUCUGAAAUGAGGAAAAUAAUAAGCAAGACACUUCGAUUUGUUUCACAUUAUUAUGGAGCGUCAUUAGUGUUUACCAGUAAAUCUGAGGCUCUCCUGCUGAAAGCCCGUGCUCUUAUUAAUCACUUGGCAUUUGGCUAUGAUAAAAGCAAGUCUGUAUCAGUGGAUCCCAGCAAACCUCUCUUUAUACCAGCAGGCCUGGAUUCCAUGAGCCAAAUAGGACCACCACCUGCCUCUGACAGUGAUCUUGGAAAGAUGCGUGCCAACACACCUUUGGAACUUUGGAAAAAAGUAUUUGAGAAAACAUUUCCUCCCAAGAGUUCCUGUGAUUUACAAGAUACCAAGGACCCUGCACAGGAUAGUCAGUAUGCUGAGUAUGAAGUUGAUGCCAUGAGAGCUCAGAAAAACCAGGAACUUGAACAAUACAAAAGAAAUGCCUCUAAAUCCUGGAAAGAAAUGGAUUUUGAUUCUGAUUGAUGAACUGCUCUGUCUUCAGUUUAACACCAUUUACAAAAUUAUUUUUAUCAUUUUUACAUUACAUUAGCAAUUUCAUCUGAUGCAGUUGAAAAUAUAUAAUACCAAACUAUGACAUUGGUAUUUAUUAAGCAUCCCUGCUGUUAUUUUCCAGAAAAGGAGCUGUUUAUUCACUCAGUCCAAAUUUGUUUAUCUUGGCACUAGCAAAGAGUUUUAAAAAGUGGGGUGAAAGGAGUUCUUGAUUGCUCUCAGAUGGGUCUGUAUAUGAAGACUGGCAUUACUCAAUUCUAUCUAUUUUAUAACACAUUAUUUGAUUUACUUUUGAGUACUUCUACCCUAAACAUAUAUUUAAAUAUAAACAAGUUUUCACACCCAAAAUACGAAAUUGUGUGGUGUGCUAGGCAUCUUUUUGUAGUUCAAAACCAAAGCUUAAGAGAUACUUGUAUAAUUGUUUGAUGUGUUUGAAUAAAUAAAAAACCCUAAAACUGGUAGAAUAAAGUGGAGUUAAAACCUUCUUUGACCUGAA